This is a messenger RNA of Paecilomyces variotii, 2034 nucleotides long. Its product is annotated as putative aspartic-type endopeptidase. Gene Ontology annotation, biological process: proteolysis. The transcript has 2 exons. NCBI's taxonomy places the organism in Eukaryota, Fungi, Ascomycota, Eurotiomycetes, Eurotiales, Thermoascaceae. The coding region runs from base 214 to 1650 and encodes 478 amino acids. The record is from RefSeq and is a predicted model, not a curated record. Gene Ontology annotation, molecular function: aspartic-type endopeptidase activity.
UUGGCUAGUGCAAUCAGACAAUUGUGAACUAACAUCUGUUGGUCUGCACCUGUACAUAUAUCAGCCCGGUUUUCUCUGUGUCUCGCUCAGUGCAAUUUGCGUUGAAAAUACGCAUUUCUGUUGCGAGUAUCUGACUUGCUGAGUGGCUUCGUCAGAAACCAUCAAAUGCUGCCUCCAGCCACAUUCAAGAACUAUUAGAUCCUUCCCCGGAUCAUGCAUCUCCCAUCAUGUGUUCUGCUCUCCACAUUCCUGUCCACAGGCGUAACGGCCUUCUAUCCUUACUCGUUUAAACUCGAUAUUUCCAGCGGCAGCUCAUCGCCAGGAAAGCUGAAGAGUCGAUUCUUCCCAUGGACUCUGCCAGCCAAUGCUGACAACCAUGGAAUCAGCUUGGAUAUCAAGAAGGUGCCGAACAAUGUGAUCCGUCGAGAUAAUAACUAUCCAGUGAUCAAGGGAAAGACCCCGACCAUGUCUCACAGCGUCGCGAUCGAUGAAGACGGCCACGACUAUUCAUACUUCUCCGUGGUGGAUUUCGGGUCGCAAGGCAAGGAGAUGUGGAUGCUGUUGGAUACCGGUGGUCUCAACACAUGGGUCAUGGGUACGGACUGCACGUCCAAGGCCUGCGCACAACACAACACUUUUGGACCGAGCGAUUCGUCCAGUCUACAGGUCACGUCGAACUCGUGGGAUGUCGGCUACGGAAGCGGCAAAGUCAGUGGAGUCCUGGCCAGCGACAAGGUCUCGUUUGCCGGCUUCGAGUUUACAAUGACAUUUGGCUGGGCGAAGCAGACAUCGGACGACUUCCUGCAGUAUCCGUUCGACGGCAUAUUGGGUUUGGGCCGAUCAGACAACAACCAACUUGGCACCAAGAGCUUUAUGGAUGCUGUCUCGGAUGCGAAGUUGUUGAAGUCGAACAUUGUGGCUCUCAGUCUGCAGCGUGCUUCUGACGGGGCCAAGGAUGGUGAGAUUUCUUUCGGCGCUGUCGACCAGAACAAAUUUGCUGGCGAUAUUACCUACACCAACACGACCGGAGAUGCCUCCUUCUGGCAGAUUCCCCUGGAUGAUGCUAGUGUGGAUGGUAAGGCGUUGAAUUUGACUGGCAGGUCUGCAAUCAUCGACUCGGGAACCUCCUACAUCUUGAUCCCUCCUGCGGAUGCCAGCGCUCUGCAUGCUCUUAUCCCAGGCUCUUCGCCCUCGGGGGAGGAUUUCGUCAUCCCAUGCAGCUCAAACAGCACCGUGGCCAUCACAUUCUCCGGUGCUACGUAUGCCAUUUCCCCCAAGGAUUACGUCGGUUCAACUAUCGACAAUACCGGCAACAACUGCAUGUCGAACAUCAUCGGCCACACGACCUUCGGGAACACAGACUGGCUAGUGGGCGACGUUUUCAUGAAGAAUGUCUACUCUGUCUUCGACUAUGACAACAACCGAGUAGGGUUUGCCAACCGUGCUGAUCAGACUCCAUCCAAUUCGACUACCCAGCCCACCGUGGCAUCCAACGCCCAGGCUGUCUCGACGUCUAGUUCCACGGCUACGGCUUCGGCUUCGGGCACCUCUCCGCACCAAGCAGCGAAUGGAACCGCGGGUACAACUUCUGUCAAUCUCCCGCUCCUCCUCGCGGGCUUUGGAACCAUGCUCUGGCUGUCGCUUCUCUAAACGCUAGGCAGCUUGAGAAUCAAAAUGUCCCCGAACGUUCUCCGCGAGCAUCCAUCAUUGUUACUGAAGUGGACAUUCGAUAUACAAGAGCCUUGUGGACUACACUACAAGCUCCAUGUCCUAGGUCCGAUGCUUCUUUUGUACUCUAUUGCGCACCCUCUCUGAAACGUGCAUAGCCUCUACUACUACUUCCCUUCCUCCCGACCUAGCUGUACAGUCGGUCUGGCUGCAUAUUGCAAUCUAUAUCGCCUUUUAAUGUUUCCUGUCUCAUCUACCUGUCCUUAACAGCGUCUAUACGAGCAAGUGGAGCAAGCACCAUUACGGCUUGUACCCCUUGUGGCACUUUCGUUUUCGAUCAACUCCAUCACUGUCUUUCAUGCUGGC